Messenger RNA from Cordyceps militaris CM01, 1662 nucleotides. Its product is annotated as Epsin-like protein ent1/2. Bases 1 to 1662 code for a protein of 553 amino acids. Gene Ontology annotation, molecular function: phospholipid binding; clathrin binding. Lineage: Eukaryota; Fungi; Ascomycota; Sordariomycetes; Hypocreales; Cordycipitaceae. Gene Ontology annotation, biological process: endocytosis; actin filament organization. The transcript has 4 exons. Gene Ontology annotation, cellular component: clathrin vesicle coat; endosome; plasma membrane. The record is from RefSeq and is a predicted model, not a curated record.
AUGUCCAAGGUUAUGCGAAGCAUCAAAAAUGUGACCCAUGGGUAUUCCAGUAUCCAGGCCAAGGUCCGCGAAGCGACCAGUAACGACCCAUGGGGCCCGACCGGCACGCAGAUGAGCGAGAUUGCUCAGAUGACGUUCAACACCUCGACCGAAUUCUAUGAGAUUAUGGACAUGCUCGACAAGCGCCUCAAUGAUAAGGGAAAGAACUGGCGACAUGUUCUCAAGGCCCUCAAGGUCCUCGACUACUGCCUGCACGAGGGCUCCGAGCUCGUCGUUACCUGGGCCCGCCAGAGCCUUUACGUCAUCAAGACGCUCCGCGAAUUCCAGUACAUUGACGAAGACGGUCGAGAUGUCGGUCAAAAUGUCCGCGUUGCCGCCAAGGAGCUAACUUCUUUGGUUCUCGACGAGGAGCGUCUUCGCGCUGAGCGAACCGACCGAAAGUCCUGGAAAUCCCGUGUUACCGGUCUCGAGGAGCACAUGCCAGAAUACAUGGCUUCGUCCUCGCAUACCGGGCCACGGCCCAAUAGACGCCCACAGAACGACGAGGAAGACGCCGAAUACAGACUUGCUCUUGAGGCCAGCAAGGCCCAGGAGGAGGAGGAUCGCAAAAAGAGGGAAAGCAGGCAAGGCGUCAGCGAAGAUCCUGAUCUGCAAAAGGCGCUGAAGCUGAGCAAGGAGGAGGAGGAACGCCGACGACGCGAUCUUGAGGACCAGAACGCCAACUCCCUCUUCGGCUUCGACGAACCUGCGCAAGCUUCCCAACCCCAGCCCACCGGCCUCAACCAGGGCUACCAGCAGGGCAAUCAAGUCAACUUCAUGGGAAACCCCAUUGACCAAAAUAAGAUGAUGGGACAGCCUACAGGGUAUAUGCAAAACCCCUACCAGACCGGCAUGAUGCCUAACCAAACCGGCUUCCCCAACUACAACAAUAUCGGCAUGCAGCAGACGGGUAUGGGUAUGGAUCCUUAUGGCCAGCAGCAGCAACAUCAGUCGAUGCCCUCAUUCCAGCAACCGCAGGCGACCGGUUUUAACCCAUAUGCGCAACAGCAAAUGCAGCUCCAGCAGCCCUCUGAGCCCUCACCUCAACCCGGCAGCAACAACCCAUGGGCUACCAACCAGUCUCAGCAGUCUCUCAAGCCCAUGCAAACCGGCUCCAAUAACCCAUUCGCCCAAUUCAACAACCGUCCCCAGACCACGUCGCCCAUUCCGACACUCGCCGCGCUGCCGGAGCAGAAGACGCUGUCUGCCUUCGGCCAGCAGCAGCAGUUCCCUCAAGCGCAGCCACAGCCACAGAUGAACUUCGGCCAAUCCCAAGCCGGCCUCAACAGCCAGCCUAAGAAGGAGCUUAGCGAGCACGAGAGCAGGCUCAACGCCCUGCUUGCGUCGGGCGACGGCAUGGAUACGUACGGCAACACGGGCGACCUACGAAUUCCUGCGCAGCACACGGCACCCGGAAUGUUUAUGAACAGCGCCGGUUCAGGCGCCGUCAGGCUGCAGGCCGACGCUACGGGAAACAACCCAUUCAUGCGACAGCAGUUUACGGGCAUGCCCAGCAUCAACUACGGAGGACAAAACGGCCAGCAAAUCAACAACAACCCCUUUGGAGCCCAACAACCGCAACGGCAGCAACAGCAACCCGGCCAUGACCUGAUUCAGUUCUAG